UGUAUUUGUCUAAAACAACUCUAGUUACAAAUUCACUCUAUUUGACCGCAAGUUUUAUGAAACUGUGUACAAAAUGGGGAGAUAUAAAUGUGCAUACAACUGCGAAAACUCCAACGAUUCAGAUAUGAAGUAUUUUAAGUUUCCACUGUAUAAUCCCCGAAAACUCAAGAAAUGGCUGAACAACAUGAAGUGGGAUGACUGGACUCCUUCUCGCUUCUCAGUGCUGUGCAGUAACCACUUUGAGGAACAGUACAUCGACAGGACAGGCAAAUCUGUGACACUUAAGGACGAUGCAGUGCCUACUAUAUUUACUCCUUCUGAUGACACACAGAAGACUAAGGUUUCUACCAGCUCAAGAAGGAAGCAAAAUAAGCCAUCUGCUUUAAAAGCCUCCAAAACAAGUUCAGCUCAGUCUCUGCCAACCACUUCUUCCACUGCAAAAUCAAGCGUGCACAACAAAGAGCCCAGGCUGACGGAGGACCCCUCCGGAGACAAAGACCCAAACAGGCCAGGAAGAUGGAGGAUUAUAGUGGAUGAAGCUCUUAUGAGGAUCGAGUCAUUUCCACAUUUCUUCCAUGGGGAUUACUGUGUGCCUCAGCGCGACAUCCAGUGGGCUCCAGAUAAUAAUUCAAGUACAGAAUGUAAAGAUCCUGAGAAAAUGAUAGAGGUGACGGAGCCAUGGCAGUGGCUUGGUCUUGAUGUUAGAGGACCCUUGCCUGAAACUCUGAACGGACACAAAUACAUGCUGACUCUGACAGACUAUUAUUCAAAGUGGGUAGAAGCUCUGCCAAUGGAGGCGUUCCUUCCUGAACAUGCAGCAAAACAUAUCAUAGACAUUAUCGACCACUUUGGAUACCCUCUCAGGAUCCUCUCCAGACUGCCGCAUGACAUGGUCCAAAAAAUCAACAAAGAACUAAAGGAGAAGCUGAAGGUCACCAUUGCUCUUGUCGUCUAUCAUCAGCAGACAGGCUCCACAGAUCUGAUCACAGAGCAGCUGAUUGACAGGAUGGUAAAUGAUCUGAUAGAGGAGCACACACCUGACUGGGAUGUCUACCUGCCUGCAAAGGUUUUCAGUCUGUGCUGUGCAGAGCAUUCACAAACAAAGGAAAGACCUUUCUCGCUGCUCUGCUGUAAAGAAGUGGAGCCAAUCAAAUCCCCACGAGGACUGGAUUUUGCUAACUCCAACAUCCAAGAGAGUGCUUUCGUGGUCAGAUAGAGUGACUUUAUUUGAUUAACCUAUGGAAAUCAGAGCAAGCAAACCAAGAAGGUCGCCGUGAUUUUGUCAUGGUGAAGUGCUGGGGUUUUACAUCACAGCUUGGCAACUUUGUGAACCAGGAUGAGAAGCAUGAGGAUUUAGUUUAAAGGAUGGAUAUGACCGAUGAAACUCCUCAGUCUGUCUUUAACCAGGAGCUCAAGUAUUUUUUACAUAAAUGUAGACAAAUGCAUUUUCAGUCGAAGGAUAUAUUUUUAUUUAAAAUGUCAUCAUUGUGCACCAACAAAUUUCCAUUAAAUACUCAGAAAUGUGAA
This is a messenger RNA of Cheilinus undulatus (humphead wrasse), 1527 nucleotides long. RefSeq lists its product as uncharacterized. The transcript is spliced from 12 exons. NCBI's taxonomy places the organism in Eukaryota, Metazoa, Chordata, Actinopteri, Labriformes, Labridae. Gene Ontology annotation, molecular function: sequence-specific DNA binding. Bases 74 to 1216 code for a protein of 380 amino acids. The record is from RefSeq and is a predicted model, not a curated record.